UCCCCCAUCAGCGCCCACACUUAUAUGGCAGAGGCUUUCAUACCGUUCUUGCCCAUUAGCCACCUUCCUGCUACCUAAUCAUGGCGAAUCGUUUAAUUCUUACCAGCCUCUAGCAUCCUCCUGAAGCCUUGAACCUCUUCCAGCUUUCUUAAACUUCUAGAUUUUCUCAAAGCUACUUUUCCUUACCCUGAGUAUUUUCACUGUACAUAGUAAAAGACGUCUUAAGUUCAAUUAUGAUCAGAAAUUCGAAUUACACAAGCUUUGUUUGCUGUGCCGUUUGUAAUAAAAUAAUCCCACCAGCCCCUUUUGGGGAAACCUUCAAACGGAUCCACGAAUACAAGCCAUUUAAGACACGUUUUUACACUCACAAAGAUAUACUGGAUAUUGGGGCAGAUAUUUUGAAGAAAGAAAAAGAAUUUCAAGAAGCUCUACUCGAAGAACUUAUUGCAAAAGCAGAAGCUGAUAUAUGGGCUCAGGCUAACGAACGUCAAAAACAAGCAGUGGAGAAAGCCCUUGAAGAAGCAAAUGACAGACACAAAAUUAAAAUUCAGAAUCUGGAAGAGGAACAUCAAAAAAGUUUACAGGAAAUGGCAGCCAAAACCAAGAUAGAGAUGUAUCAACACAUGGAAGAUGAACUGACCAGAGAACACUUGGCUGCGGAACAACGCAUGGUCCACAGAAUCCAAAGGAUUAUGAUGGAAUGCCACAGGGAGAAGAUCGCGGCUGUGGAGAAAGCCAGGGCUGAAGAGAGACAGAAGACCCGCGAAGCAGUGCAGGACCAGAGAAGAAAGACCGUGGAGGAACUUGUGAAUACCGGUGUGACGGCUCUGAAUGACCAGUCGAAGAAUAUGAGCUACUUGAUAAGGGAAAAAGAACAUGAACUGAAUGUCUACUGUAGCAUGGCUCAGAGGCAGAAGCAGGAGGAGGUGCAGGAAGUGCUUCAAGAAGCAGAGAAAAUACAUCAGGCCUCGCUCGGAACUGUGAUGGAUAAAUUGGUCAACACUCAGGGGGAGCUGCUGUCCAUAGCGAAGCAACUGGGAAUCAUGACAAACUGGAAAGAUUUCCUGGAGGAGGAAUUACAGGAAACGAGGGUGGCAUUUCAAAAGUACAUCAAUUAUACAUUUCCUAAGCUUUCUCCAGGACAGGCAGAUUUUAUUCUGCCAGAAAGAAAGAAAACACCUUCCAAUCUUAUUGCUCCGGCGGACAAAGCAACUCUUGAUUAGAAGUCUUCAACUGAAAUUUCACUACAAAAGACAUCAUUCCAAAGACUAAAUAAAUUCACUCAAAAACCA
Equus caballus (horse) is the source of this 1292-nucleotide messenger RNA. It is a transcript of the gene C10H6orf163, whose product is annotated as chromosome 10 C6orf163 homolog. The record is from RefSeq and is a predicted model, not a curated record. Lineage: Eukaryota; Metazoa; Chordata; Mammalia; Perissodactyla; Equidae.